Messenger RNA from Colossoma macropomum (tambaqui), 955 nucleotides. RefSeq lists its product as uncharacterized. The record is from RefSeq and is a predicted model, not a curated record. The transcript is spliced from 10 exons. NCBI's taxonomy places the organism in Eukaryota, Metazoa, Chordata, Actinopteri, Characiformes, Serrasalmidae. Bases 60 to 794 code for a protein of 244 amino acids.
AUGAUCAAGAUACAGUAGCACACACAAAGUUGAAGUUGAUGUGACGGGUUUGAUCAUCGAUGGACACAUGGUGCGUCACAAUAUACAUUUUAUUAGUGAUGGCAAUAUCAGUCUCCCCAACAAAAGCUGAUAUCUGGCCAGCAGAGAUUUUUGGAAGCACCGCUGUGAAAGCUGGGGGAGAUAUACAGCUAAAGUGUAUAAUCUUUGAUAAAAUGGAUUAUUUUAACCAGGUCAACAUGUAUCUGUGUAAAAAUGGUGUUGGAGUGAGGAUGGAACUGCUGGUGAAUGAAAAAGAGCACGGCUUUAUUUUGAGAAAUGUUUCAGUGCUGGACUCAGGCAACUACAGUUGUGUGUACUCACUAAACAAAUAUCCUCUGAGGAACUUGAGAGCAUUGGAACAAAACUCAAUCCAAGUCCAGGUCACUGGGAACUUCAGCAAAAAUGAACAAAACUCAGUCCAAUUCCAGUUCAAUCAGAAUAUGAGCAAAGAUGGGCAAAACUCAGUCGAAGUCCAGUCCACUGGAUUGGUGUCAAACCGGGACACAUAUCAUGGGUUUGGAGGUUUUCUGCAAGCACAUUAUAUGGAAAUUGCGCUGGCUACUCUUGUCGUUGUUCUUCUGGUUGGAAUCAUUAUUCUUUGCUACAAAGUCAGAACAUUUAAGAAGUUGCGCAACGACCAAGGACAAAGGCAGAAGACUGAUGAAGAUGAUCUGAGUGACAGUGAUGUCCUAUAUGUGAAUGAAAGCGAAAAGAAUGAACCUCUCCAGCCUGAAUCUACUUAUGCCAACACAUAGGAGCAAAGAAAAUGACUGAAAAACUCAAUAAAUAAAUGAACGAAUGAAUGAUUAAUUUCAAUUAAUGAAUGAAUCAAUGAUUCAUUUGAAAGACUAAUUACAACAACUGAUGUAAAGGACCAAUGACACAACAUCCUUAAUAAACCAAUGUACAAACUGAA